Messenger RNA from Trypanosoma brucei brucei TREU927, 612 nucleotides. RefSeq lists its product as hypothetical. NCBI's taxonomy places the organism in Eukaryota, Euglenozoa, Kinetoplastea, Trypanosomatida, Trypanosomatidae. The transcript has a single exon. The record is from RefSeq and is a predicted model, not a curated record. The coding region runs from base 1 to 612 and encodes 203 amino acids.
AUGGACUCAAUCAAUAGCGUUACGUUUGAGUGGGUCCGCGCUGGUCCGGCGUACACUUUAGACGGUCCACACGUGUAUCAUUCUGGUUGUUUAGGAUCAUAUCAACCUGCCAUUGGAGGUUUAGAGAUGCCCGCAGGACAUGGGAAGUAUUUCUAUGAGAUCCAAACAAGCGAUACGAGGUGCAAAGUCGGUGUGUGUACGGAAGAUGCAUUUCUUUCGAAUGUUAACUUGGGGGACGUUGAGCUGCAUGCAGCGCAGCCGAGCAGCUCUUUAAAUAGCCGGCUGUCCGAAGCUAAUUGCUGCCUCUUUAACUGCCUGACAUGCGCCGUUGAGGUGAAUGGUGUGGAGGUCAGGAGUUUAUGGCGGUUGUUAGUUCCCUCGGCAGGCGCGCGCUUCGGGUUUCUUGUUAAUACCGACGAGGGCGCCGUCCAGCUUUAUGUCAAUGGUGAAUAUCAGGGGCUCAUUGCCGACACCGCUACCGGUUUUAAGGGGAAGAAACUUCGGCCGUGCAUAGCGCUGGACGCUCCUCCCACGUGCGGUGCGGGAGCUGAGGCAAACAAAAGCAGUGCCUCCGUCGUGCCACCGAGGAAAAUUAUCGCAAGUACAGCUUGA